This is a messenger RNA of Malassezia japonica, 1530 nucleotides long. RefSeq lists its product as uncharacterized. The record is from RefSeq and is a predicted model, not a curated record. Gene Ontology annotation, biological process: protein insertion into mitochondrial outer membrane. Lineage: Eukaryota; Fungi; Basidiomycota; Malasseziomycetes; Malasseziales; Malasseziaceae. The transcript is spliced from 4 exons. The coding region runs from base 1 to 1530 and encodes 509 amino acids. Gene Ontology annotation, cellular component: outer membrane.
AUGACUGCGAAAGACGUGCUGAGCGACGCGAUCACCGCAUGGGAUCAGGCCGCGAACGCAGAGAAGAGCGAGGCGCCGCCGCCGCCGCCGCCCGAGGCGCCUGCGGAGCCCGCGCCGGAACCGGUGCAUAACCUGCCGGCCGCCAUGCAGCAGUUCCAGCAGCCGUGGCUCAGCGCCGAGGUACCCACGCUGCGCCUGUGUGCAGUGCGCAUCCAGGGGCUGCGUAACGUGCGCCCCGGGUUCCUUGCAUCGCUCUGCAAGCCGUACGUCGACGGGACGAGCGGCGAGACAAAGCUCGGCCAGGCGUGGUACGGCGGCCGCACCGAGUUCGCGCCGCCCGGCGAGCCGACCACCUUUCGCACACUGCUCGAGGCGACGACGGCGCUGAGCUCGGAUUUGUCGCGCCUGGACAUGGUGCGCGACAUUGCCGCACGCCUCGAACCGUCGCGACUCUCGACUGGCAACCCCGAGGAGGACGUGGACAUUGUGCUGCAGGUCAAGCCGUCCAAGCGCUUCUUUCUCAAGACAAAUACAAGUGUCGGCCAGAGCGAGGGCACGGCGUCCGUCCAAGGCAAGGUGCGCAACGUCUUUGGUGGCGCCGAAACGCUCGAAGGCAGCGCGACGCUCGGUACACGCACGCGGUACGCGUACAAUGCGGUGCUGUCGACGCCGGUGAUGGCGUCGCCGGACGUCUGGGCGAGCAUUUCGGCCCUGUCGCAGCACCGCGACAUGUCGAGCUACAUCAGCGCACACGAAGGACAGCACGCGUUGCGUGCGGCACUCAUGGUCAUGCGUGGCGACGGCGUGCGCCGCGAGCUUGCGUAUGAGGCGACACAUCGCCACUUUCACCACCUCCUCCCCGAAGCCUCUGUCGCGAUCCGCCGCCUGGCGCAGCCCUCGAUCAAGUCGGCACUGACCUACACGAUGGAGCACGAUACCCGCGACGACGCGUUCAUGACCACGACCGGAAGCCACACGCGUGCUGUGCUCGAGUACGCCGGCCUCGGCGGCGACACGUCGUUCGUCAAGGCCGACGGCUACGCCUCGAUCGCGCGCGCAUUUGGGCAGGGCUGGGCGUGGUCGCUCGGCGCACGCGGCGGCCUUUUGCACACACUCGACGGGCGCCCCGCGUGCCUGAGCGACCGCUUCAUGCUCGGCGGCCCGACCGACGUGCGCAUGUUCCGCCUAAACUCGCUCGGACCCCGCCAGAAGUACGACUCGCUGGGCGGCGACGCGUACUGGGCGCUCGGCGCCUCGCUCCUUGCCCCGAUUCCCGCGCGCGCCGACUGGCCGCUCAAGUUCCACCUCUUUUUGAAUGCCGGCCAGCUUGCGCAGGUCCAGCAGGGCAAACGGUUUGUGCCUACGUCCUACUCUGAGCUACUGCAGCCGUCGGCGUCGACCGGUAUCGGCCUCCUCUUUCAGCAGGGGCCGGUGCGCCUCGAGCUCAACUUUGGCCUGCCGUUGCUCGCGCGCCGCUCCGACGGCACGCGCAAAGGCCUCCAGUUUGGCAUCGGCCUCGAGUUCCUAUAG